Anopheles maculipalpis is the source of this 939-nucleotide messenger RNA. It is a transcript of the gene Ufd1-like, whose product is annotated as ubiquitin fusion degradation protein 1 homolog. Bases 1 to 939 code for a protein of 312 amino acids. The record is from RefSeq and is a predicted model, not a curated record. The transcript has 2 exons. Lineage: Eukaryota; Metazoa; Arthropoda; Insecta; Diptera; Culicidae. Gene Ontology annotation, cellular component: VCP-NPL4-UFD1 AAA ATPase complex. Gene Ontology annotation, molecular function: polyubiquitin modification-dependent protein binding.
AUGGGAAGUCAGGAACAGAGCUUCAAACAGUUUCAGUUCAACGGGUUCAACAUGAUGUUUCCGGACCACUCUCGCCCGUUCAAUACGACGUACAAAUGUUACUCCGUCUCAAUGCUGCCAGGCAAUGAGCGGCAGGAUGUGGAAAAUGGCGGCAAGAUCAUUAUGCCCCCGUCAGCAUUGGACCAGCUGACGAGAUUGAACGUAGUCUACCCGAUGCUGUUCAAGAUUACGAACGGUUCGAUCAAUCGUAGUACGCACGCGGGUGUGCUUGAGUUUGUGGCGGAUGAAGGCAAAAUCUACAUGCCCUACUGGAUGAUGCACAAUCUCGCCCUGGACCAGGGCGAUAUAGUGGAGAUCGAGAGCGUUUCCAUCCCGGUGGCAACGUAUUCCAAGUUCCAACCGCAAAGCGUCGAGUUUCUGGACAUUACCAAUCCGAAGGCUGUGCUGGAAAAUUGUUUGCGAAAUUUUGCCUGCCUAACGACGGGCGAUCUGAUUGCAAUUAAGUAUAACAAUACUUCGUACGAGCUGUCGGUGCUGGAGACAAAACCCGGCCCAGCCGUAACGAUCAUCGAAUGUGAUAUGAAUGUAGAGUUUGCUCCACCGGUUGGCUACACGGAGCCGCAACGAAGGGAAAAGGAGGAAGAACCGAUGACGAUCGAUCCGACGGAGCUGAUGCCGGAACCGACUGGAUUCGUCGCGUUCAAAGGCGAUGGUACGAGGUUAGAUGGGAAGAAGAAGAAAGACAACGGAACGAAUGAUACUGCACCGGUACAGCGGCAGGCUUAUGUACGAGGCAUCCCCGAUUACGAUCAUCCGUAUGGAUUACUAAGGUUCGAUCGAAGCGUAAGAAGGGCGGAUCAAAUCGAGUCCAAAUCGGAAGAUAGCAAAUUCCAAGAGUUUCAGGGCGAGGGUCACAGCUUGAAGAAGGAUCGAAAAUAG